Messenger RNA from Babesia ovata, 921 nucleotides. RefSeq lists its product as uncharacterized. Lineage: Eukaryota; Apicomplexa; Aconoidasida; Piroplasmida; Babesiidae. The coding region runs from base 1 to 921 and encodes 306 amino acids. The record is from RefSeq and is a predicted model, not a curated record. The transcript has a single exon.
AUGGUGUACAAUUCGUUGAUUGACGCUCCUCGCAACCUCAAGGAGGGCAUUGACUGGUUGAUAGCCCUGAAGGGGACCAAUGCGGCAAAGAGCUUGACGGCUAUGGGUGCUGCAAUUCACAAAUUCCUCGCAGACAAGCCUGCUGGCUUUACGGAGGUGCCAGCCCUCGAGAAAAUAAAAAGCAUUUCGAAGAAGUUCCUGGAGCAAGACGGGAUGAAGUACGAGUGGUGCGUAGAGAGGCUGCUGGGGAGAUUCAAAGAGCCUAUGAAAAAACAACCCAGCUUAUUCGAUAAGUGGUUUGGAAUUAUAGCCGAAAGCGAUUAUGAGAAUGUCGUACAAAAACAUGGUGUAGACACUGGAGCCAUGACAGCGAACCUAACGCAAGUUGUGGACAAUUGUGAGAAAUUCUUAGGUGGAAUCAAAGACGCUGACCAGUACAAGUCUGCCUACAGUUCGGAAGCGACGUGGGAAGCCUCAUGCGCGAAAAACCCGGAGGCUUGCGCAGUGGUCCUUGUGGGAGUUGCGCCAAUAUUGUACACAGGCCUACGUAGUUUGUGGGCUGCAACCGAGUCGGCAACCAAGAGAUGGCCACCAUACUACGCGAAGCAGCGCUUAGCAAAUAUAUUGCAAGCUUCGGGUUACGUAGAGCCGGAAUUCUACGGUAGCGUAAGUGGUUCAGAUCUCCUCAACGUGUUUAAAGGUAUGGAUGUGGAAAUAUUUACCACUCUCUAUGACUUCGCCGGAUAUUGGGCUUUCUACGGAGAGAGAUCUGCAGGAGCUGUGGGGCCUGCAAAAUCUGCGGCACCUGAACAACCUGCAGCAGCUGAACAGUCUUCAGGAGCUGACGAACCUGAAGGUGGAGCUGCAGAAGGUGACGAAUCUGAAGAAGGCGAAGAGUCUGAAGAAGCAGAUGAACAGUAA